AUGGCCGAGAUCCGUCGCAAGCUCGUGAUUGUCGGUGACGGCGCCUGCGGAAAGACCUGUCUGCUCAUUGUCUUCUCCAAGGGCACCUUCCCUGAGGUCUACGUCCCCACUGUCUUCGAAAACUACGUCGCCGACGUCGAGGUCGAUGGCAAGCACGUCGAGCUCGCCCUCUGGGAUACCGCCGGCCAGGAAGAUUACGACCGUCUCCGCCCUCUUUCAUACCCAGACUCCCACGUCAUCCUGAUCUGCUUUGCCAUCGACUCGCCCGAUUCGCUCGACAACGUACAGGAGAAGUGGAUCUCCGAGGUUCUGCACUUCUGCCAGGGCUUGCCCAUCAUCCUUGUCGGCUGCAAGAAGGAUCUGCGCUUCGACCAGAAGACUAUUGAAGAGCUGCACAAGACCUCCCAGAAGCCUGUAACUCCCGAGCAGGCUGAGGACGUCCGCAAGAAGAUCGGCGCCCAGAAGUACCUUGAGUGCUCGGCAAAGACCAACGAGGGUGUCCGGGAGGUAUUCGAGCACGCCACACGAGCUGCCCUGCUCACCCGGAAAGAGAAGAAGAAGUCCAAGUGCACAGUCUUGUAG
Messenger RNA from Ascochyta rabiei, 582 nucleotides. RefSeq names its product GTP-binding protein Rho1. Gene Ontology annotation, biological process: small GTPase-mediated signal transduction. Bases 1 to 582 code for a protein of 193 amino acids. The record is from RefSeq and is a predicted model, not a curated record. Gene Ontology annotation, molecular function: GTPase activity; GTP binding. NCBI's taxonomy places the organism in Eukaryota, Fungi, Ascomycota, Dothideomycetes, Pleosporales, Didymellaceae. The transcript is spliced from 5 exons.